Molecule: messenger RNA, 1308 nt
Organism: Bactrocera tryoni
Lineage: Eukaryota; Metazoa; Arthropoda; Insecta; Diptera; Tephritidae
Product: proton-coupled amino acid transporter-like protein CG1139
Exons: 9
Coding region: 1-1308 (435 amino acids)
Biological process (GO): amino acid transmembrane transport
Cellular component (GO): vacuolar membrane
Molecular function (GO): amino acid transmembrane transporter activity
Source: RefSeq, a predicted model, not a curated record
AUGGCCGAGUCAAAAGAUGACUACGAUCCAUAUGAGCACCGCGAAGUUGCCCAUCCGAUUUCAAAUAUUGGCGCACUGACGAAUAUCAUCAAAGCAAUAAUUGGCACCGGCAUUUUAGUGUCACCAAUGGCUUUUCGCAAUGCCGGCUGGUUAAAUGCGCUGAUUAGCACGACUGUUAUUGGUAUUAUUGUCUUGUAUUCGAAGCAAAUGUUGAUGUAUGGCAUGUACGAAAUAGCAAAGCGUCGUCAUGUACCACUCUAUACCUAUGCUGAGGGUGUUGUAGAAGCUAUAGUCGAAGGUCCACCUUGGUUGCGUGGACUCCAAGGAACAUUGCGCUGCAUGGUGAACUCUCUACUCUUCAUUUAUCACUUCGGUUCCUGCUGUGUUUAUGUGGUUUUCAUAGCAAAUUGCCUUAAGGACCUUGGCGACCAUUAUUGGGCCAACUGGGACAGCCGUUUAUACAUGUUGUGUGAGAUUUUACCGCUAUGCCUUAUCUACUGUGUGCCGAACUUGAAGUCAUUGGUCCCAUUUGCGAUGGCAGCCAACUUUUCGCUAAUAUUUGGUUUCGGCAUAAUUUUCUACUACAUGUUCAGUAAUCUGCAACCAUUUGAAGAGCUGAAAGCCUUCCAAGACUUCCGCUUGUAUCCGUUAUUUGUUGGUGCCACAUUAUUUGCAUUUGAGGCGCCCGGUUUGGUAGUAUCCAUAGAGGCGAACAUGAAAAAGCCACAGUCCUAUGUCGGCAUAGGUGGCGUGCUGAGUCAAGGCAUCUACUUUGUUAUACUGCUGCAGCUAGUCUUCGGUUUGCUGGGCUAUUGGCGCUAUGGUGAUGAUAUCAAGUCGGCAAUAUUGCAGAGUCUGCCUCAUGACGAGCUACUCGGCAACUCGGCGCGCGUAAUCUUCGCCUUUUCCAUGUAUAUCUCACACCCUUUGCAGGGCUAUGUGCCCAUCGAUGUCAUGUGGAAUAACUGGCUGAAAGCGAAGAUGCCCGAGAGUAAGGCAUUCGUGUUAGAAUUGGUAUUUCGUGUGUGCUUGGCGAUUUUGUCGGUUGGUUUUGCCGUCGCUUGGCCGAACCUAACCUUAAUUCUUUCCUUUGUCGGCGCAUUCUGUCUCUCCUUUCUGGGUCUUAUAUUUCCUGCCAUCAUUGAUAUUUCAAUUCGAUAUGAAAAGGGUUAUGGACCUAUGAAAAUACAUCUACUACUGAGUUUUAUCGUGAUAUUGUUCGGUGUUGUUGGUGGCAUAACCGGUUCUUAUGUGCCAAUCGAACAAAUGGUGAAACUAUAUGUCAGCGGUACGAAUUUGACCGGUUAG